Messenger RNA from Oncorhynchus keta (chum salmon), 1616 nucleotides. RefSeq names its product XK-related protein 7-like. Lineage: Eukaryota; Metazoa; Chordata; Actinopteri; Salmoniformes; Salmonidae. The annotation marks the transcript as partial. Gene Ontology annotation, biological process: phosphatidylserine exposure on apoptotic cell surface; apoptotic process involved in development; engulfment of apoptotic cell. The transcript has 3 exons. Gene Ontology annotation, cellular component: plasma membrane. The record is from RefSeq and is a predicted model, not a curated record.
AGGUAUGUCCACGCCCUCUACCUGGGCGCCCAGAGCCGUUGGCUCGGCAACCAUGGUCACUUCCACUGGAGGUUGAUGUUUGAGUGUGCUGACAUCACCAUGCUGAGGCUGCUGGAGGCCUUCCUGAAGAACGCUCCUCAGCUGGUGCUACAACUCAGCAUCAUUAUCCAUGCCAACCGGGUCCUGCCGCUGCAGGGUCUCUCUGCUUCAGCCUCCUUGGUCUCUCUGGCCUGGAUGAUAGCGUCCUACCAGAAGACUCUGAGGGACUCCAGAGAUGACAAGCUCCCGAUGUCCUACAAGGCUGUGAUUGUCCAGAUGCUGUGGCACCUCUUCACCAUCGGGGCCAGGACCAUCGCCUUCGCCCUGUUCGCCUCAGUGUUCCAGCUCUACUUCGGUAUCUUCAUCGUGAGCCACUGGUGCCUCAUGACGUUCUGGAUCAUCCAGGGGGAGACAGACUUCUGCAUGUCCAAGUGGGAGGAGAUCAUCUAUAACAUGGUAGUGGGCAUCGUCUAUAUCUUCUGCUGGUUCAACGUCAAGGAGGGCCGCGCCCGUUUCAGUAUGUGGCUCUAUUACUCUGUGACUCUGGUAGAGAACGUGUCUCUCACCGCGGCGUGGUAUCUUUACCGCGGGCCGAACACCUCGGACUUUUACGCCUCGUCGUGGUGUGUGUGGUUUUGUAGCUACGCUCUGGGGAUCUUCUUCAUGUUGGGGUAUUAUUGUCUCCUGCACCCUGACGGGCCGGUGUCCGCGGCUCAGUGGGGGGUGUGUGUGGAGGACGGGGGGUUGAUGGUUGAGUCCUGUGUGACCCCAGCCGAUGCGUCCCCCCUCCCACUUCCGGAUAUGCUCACCAGCCCCCCUAGGACCCUAAGUAGGACUGCAGGUGCGGACCGGGGCGAGGUGGUACCAGGAGAUCUAGUUGUGUUCCAGGUUAGAUCCACCUCUCCUGCCAUGGCCCCCCGUACCCUCAGGACAGAGCAGCCUGUGAUCAGGAUAGACUUGCCCAGAAAGAGGUACCCUGCCUGGGACGCUCACUUCAUCGACAGGCGGCUGCGGAAGACCAUCCUGGUUCUGGAGAACACGUCUCCGGUCACGCCCAGGAUCCAAUACCGCAGCCUGAGAAAUCCUAAAGAGGUUAUGGAGUAUGAGACUACCGUGUAAUGUAAUGUAGCUGCGCUUACCUCCACCACACCAGCAGGGGGCUCCACCAACCAGGUGCAGGGAGAGAACCAGAUUCCUCAACUCUUAUCCUCUUGUGUAAGUAAAUGAAAGAGUUGCUUGGAGCCAACAGUCCACCCUACAGACCCUGCUUCCUCUGUGGGAAGGGGGAGACCAGGGGACUGAGGAGAGCGGAGGAGGCUUGAUGCGGUACUACUGUAUGGAGGACUUUGUCCUGGUGUAAGAAAAGCUGUCAGAAGUUACAGGUCAGGUGUACCUGUGUUUGACCAGUUGCCGGGUAACACUUCCUGUGUGUACUGCAGGAGCCAAUCCGGGGUCAGAGGUGAGAGGUCAAAGGUCAUCUAACUAAGAAGUGACCUCACCGGGCACUACAGGAGACACAGAACUUCCAGCCUCAUCCUUGCGUAUUGAAACAGACCCAGAAUCUAAAGGGGGCUUAG